Molecule: messenger RNA, 1275 nt
Organism: Pochonia chlamydosporia 170
Lineage: Eukaryota; Fungi; Ascomycota; Sordariomycetes; Hypocreales; Clavicipitaceae
Product: mitochondrial outer membrane protein MMM1
Exons: 1
Coding region: 1-1275 (424 amino acids)
Biological process (GO): phospholipid transport; mitochondrion organization
Cellular component (GO): ERMES complex; endoplasmic reticulum
Molecular function (GO): lipid binding
Source: RefSeq, a predicted model, not a curated record
AUGCCCACCGAGUUCGGAACCUACGUGAGUUCAGAUGUUCAAUGUGGACGUGCACAGAGAGGUGUUAAUCAAGCGUAUCCCAACGGUAGACUCUCUUUCACUCACGGGCUCGUUGUGGGCCAAUUGUCCGUAGUCUUAAUACUGGCUGCGUUUAUCAAAUUUUUCAUCUUUGGAGAUCCACCAUCGCCAGAUGUUACAGCAUCUUUACGGGCCACAGAGAGGCGGUCCAGGACUCUGGCUCACAAGCAAUCCCUUCUCAGCUUACGCAGCCCUAGCCAAAGACAGAGCCAAAAUCUGAAGCGCAAGAAGUCCAGCGUGCUUCGCAACCCACCGGCUCUUACCAUAGGGUCUAUUUUGAGCAAAACCUACUACAAUGUUGACAGUCAUCAACCAGAGAGUCUUGAUUGGUUCAAUGUGCUUAUUGCACAGACAAUUGCGCAAUUCCGAAGCGAUGCUCAGCACGAUGAUGCUAUUCUAGACUCCCUAACUAAGGCGCUAAAUGGAAGCUCUCGGCCCGACUUUGUCGAUGACAUCCGUGUCACUGAAUUGAGCCUCGGUGAGGACUUUCCCAUCUUCAGCAAUUGUCGCAUCAUCCCGGUUGAUGAAGACGGGUUGACACUCGGAAACGGUAUAAAAUUCGACGCUUCAACUGCCGCUCGAGAUGGUACACGAUUGCAAGCCCGAAUGGAUGUUGAUUUGAGCGACAUGCUUACCCUUGCGGUGGAAACAAAACUUCUCCUCAACUACCCAAAGCGACUAUCUGCCAUCCUGCCUGUUGCGUUGGCCGUCUCAGUUGUUCGGUUCAGCGGAACUUUGUCCAUAUCCUUUAUUCCGAGCAACCCGUCUCAAUCUACACCAACGAUGAUGACGUUUAGUUUUCUUGAUGACUAUCGGCUGGAUUUCUCUAUCCGCAGUUUGCUUGGGAGCAGGUCCAGGUUGCAAGAUGUGCCGAAGAUUGCUCAGCUCGUUGAAGCUCGGCUGCACAAAUGGUUUGACGAACGAGCAGUUGAACCUCGUUUUCAGGAAAUCGCCCUCCCGAGCUUGUGGCCCAGAAAGAAGAACACUCGCGGCCCCGAAGAUGCAAUUGUAGAUGGAGGUUUGUCGGUUGGCCGGUCCAAAGGCAAAGAUGCCGGCCGCGACUUUCGAGACGAGGUUGUUAGACGGAAAGACUCGGCCAUAGAGGAUGAGAAGCGGGAUUUGGCGUCCUUGAGACAUCGGCAACCAUCUAAAGAUACGGAUGAGCUUGAUAUGCCAGGGUCAAUAUCCAGUCCUUAG